This is a messenger RNA of Stylophora pistillata, 876 nucleotides long. Its product is annotated as atlastin-1-like. Lineage: Eukaryota; Metazoa; Cnidaria; Anthozoa; Scleractinia; Pocilloporidae. The record is from RefSeq and is a predicted model, not a curated record. Gene Ontology annotation, molecular function: GTP binding; GTPase activity.
CGGUAGCGCGGCCAUUUUGGAAAUUACAAAAAAGUGUGGAGGUCAAUUUCAAAUAACGUACGUUAUGGAUGUCCGGCAAAGUAGGGGGAGUGACGAGACAAUGACACAGACGCAGGAAAACUCGCACGAUUUAGAUUCAAAGUUAUUGGGUGCGCGUCCCAUUCCGAUUGUUGUGGCCACAGAAACCCACAGCUUUGAGCUUGACGAGAAGGCUUUAGAAGAUAUUCUGCUCGAUGAGAGUGUUAGAGACAAGAAGGUUGCUGUGGUGUCGGUUGCCGGUGCAUUCAGGAAGGGAAAAUCGUUUUUAUUGGAUUUCUUUCUGCGGUAUUUGGACAGAGAAGGAGCUCAUGCAGAUUGGAUUGGAGGGGAGAAUGAAGCAUUGGAGGGCUUUUCUUGGAGAGGGGGGUCAGAGCGUGAUACCACUGGCAUCCUUCUGUGGAGCAAGCCAUAUAUUAAAGUCCUCCCCAAUGGUGAAGAGAUUGCUGUACUACUGAUGGACACGCAGGGUGCAUUUGACAGUUCUUCAACAGUAAAAGACUGUGCAACAAUAUUUGCACUAAGUACAAUGACCAGCUCCACGCAGGUGGAUGUUUAACAAAUUGACACUGGGGUGUAGUGUGCUCCAUACUCUUAUUGACAGUGAUAUUCAUUGUCACAAUGGUCAGAAUGCAACAAGUUUUGACCACGCUAAACCACUGUCAAUUUGUCUUUUAUCAGAAUGUAGUUAUCCAAUAGAGCAAUAAUAUUAUUUCAGUGGAUGACAUCUUGCCACAAGCACCGUUGUUUGUGCUCUUAUUGGCAACAGCAAAUUGGCCAAUCAGAUUGCAACAUUACUGCCAAUAUUGGUAAAAUAUUAUUCUUUUUGCAUUCUAAUAG